UUAUGAAUUUAUGAUUGCAAUUGCUACCAUGUUAUUGUGGUUUGCCAUCUACAUCUUUAUCGUUUGCUAAUUUUGAUGUUGUUGUCAUAUAUAAUACAAUACAAACAACAAUAUACAAAUCUACCUAUUUCAAAUAUUCACCUACAGCUAAAAACACAGAAACAUGGGUCUUUAUAGAUUAUUUAGCUAUAACGUGGAAGUUCAAUAUAAAAGUUACUUUUUUUCCAAAGCCAUGCUCUUUGCUCUUACAACAUCUGUAUUGAAUAUCAUUUUACCCUUAAUAUUUGCUUAUAGAAGCAGAGGUUUCUGGUUGAAGACUCAUCAUUUUUAUGAGCAACCCAUGGUUAAAUCAACCUAUGAUUAUGUGCUCAUUGCAGAAACAGAGGAUCCCAGUAUAUCAAUUGUGUGUGGAAAUGGUAAUAUAAUGCACUUCGAUGAACUCUGUUCAGAAGUUCAGAUACAGGAAUUUGAUAACAAUAAGGAUACAAUAAAUGAUAUAAUAAGCUUUAAGUUGAAACUAAAUGUACCUGAGAACCAUACCAUAAUGUCUGUUAUUUUAAUAUUAGCUCUUGAUUUUCAUUUAUUGACUGUGUGUCCCUUGCAAAUGCAAGCAUUAGGUGUUAUUAAUAAAGAAUUCAGCAUUCCAGCAUCAGGAGUUAAAUAUCAUGGAAAUCUCGAAUUUUAUCAAACAUCACACCUUCCCUGUUUAAGAUAUCACAUAGACACAUCCUACAAUACAUCUCUUCUUAAUAGCAUAGACAAAAAUCAAGAUAUAACAAUUGAUUUCAUUCUGGAAAGUUAUUUUACAAGAGAAGUUUUAACACAAAUGAACCCCAUGUUUGUCAGAAGUAAGCAUGGUCAUACCGGAAUAUUGGACUUUGAAUUGUUUUUAAAAAUACCAGAAGUAAAAGUUCUCUAUAUUCCUAGCUUAUUGCAAGAACUUAAGUGGGCAUGGCCUCAAUAUCUCUCAUUGAUUAUGGCGAGGAAUGAAAAGAACAUUAAAUUACAUUGUGUAGAAGUGAAGUCCUUAGCGUAAAAAUAAAAUCAUAGAAACCAUGGAUUGGAUAAUAUCUGAUGAGUUAGGU
Messenger RNA from Pieris napi, 1085 nucleotides. Its product is annotated as transmembrane protein 231-like. Bases 164 to 1036 code for a protein of 290 amino acids. The transcript is spliced from 6 exons. Gene Ontology annotation, cellular component: ciliary transition zone; ciliary membrane. Lineage: Eukaryota; Metazoa; Arthropoda; Insecta; Lepidoptera; Pieridae. Gene Ontology annotation, biological process: cilium assembly; regulation of protein localization. The record is from RefSeq and is a predicted model, not a curated record.